Molecule: messenger RNA, 984 nt
Organism: Rotaria sordida
Lineage: Eukaryota; Metazoa; Rotifera; Eurotatoria; Philodinida; Philodinidae
Source: the annotation of a GenBank genome assembly
AUGAAUCAUAAUCUUAAUCGAUUAGAGAAUUUACCAAAUGAAAUUCUUGCUGAAAUAUUUGAAUAUAUUAGUACUGAAAAUCUAUUUCGAAGUUUUUAUAAUCUCAAUUAUCGUUUAAAUAAAUUAAUUCAAUCUCUUAAUAAUCAUUAUCUUUCACUUAAAACAACAGAUUGUAAUCAAAUUUAUCAUUAUAAUUUUAUUGCUCCAUAUAUUAAUAUUCUAUUUAUUGAAGGCAGAGCACAAUUAAAUUUAAAAUCUUUUACAAAUAUUCGUCGUCUUAUUCUUAUACAAUCAAAUGAUGAAUUUCUCGAACAACUUGAAAGAAUUCGUCUACCAUAUUUAGAACAUCUUGUUAUUUAUUUAGGAAAUCGAAGAGGAAAUGAUUGUAUGCCUUAUUUUUGGAAUAGAAUCUUUUCAUAUGAUUUACCUUAUUUAAAAAUUUGUUGUAUGUAUAAUAUAAGUUUAACAUGGAUAUAUUCAUCUUGGAGACAAAUGUUAUCAUUACGUAUUUUAAAAAUUGGUGAUAUUGAUAUACUUGUUUAUGGAUCAAUUUUAUCAUCAUGUCCUAAUUUAUGUUUUUUUAAAUUUACAAGAUUAAUAUCAAAUAAUAGACCAAUUAAUAUUAUUCAACAUAUGAAUUUAAAAAAAUUAGUUAUUGCAAUACCAUGCUUUGAGGAAUUUUCACAAGAUAAUGAUAUGAAUGAUUAUUUUUCAUAUGUACCAAAUUUAGAACAACUUAUUAUUCAUCGAACAAAUGAAAGUAAAAAUAUAAAUGAAUCUUAUUUACAAUUUGAUUGGUAUGGAUCAUCGAUUACUUCAUAUUUACCAUUACUUUCUCGUUUUACUUAUUAUUUUCAUAUAUUAAUAUCUAAUCGAUUAAAUAAUUCGACUAAUCAAAAUAUAUUUCAUCGAAUUCAACAACAUUUUAAUCAUGUUCAUCGUCAUUUAUAUCAAUGUCGAUUUAUUCUUGAUUUAAUUGAAUAA